Molecule: messenger RNA, 1533 nt
Organism: Entamoeba dispar SAW760
Lineage: Eukaryota; Evosea; Mastigamoebida; Endamoebidae
Exons: 1
Coding region: 1-1533 (510 amino acids)
Source: RefSeq, a predicted model, not a curated record
AUGCUACUAUUUGUUAUCUUGCUUAUUAUUUAUUCUUGUCAAGGAAGUUUUGUUAGUAGAUGUAGUGAUCAAGAUUUGAAUGAUUUAAAUAACCAAGCACGUCAUGUGAUGAUAAUGAUUCUUCAUGAAGAGAAUAAAGAAAUUAUUGAUAAAUAUGAGAGGUUUGCUCAAAAGAAUCAAGAUUUAGAAGUUGAUUUUAAAUACGCUUUAAAAGAAAAUAGUCAACAAAUUAUUAAAGAAAGAGAUAUUUCGUUAUAUCCUGCUUUUAUUAUCAUUCGUCACCACAGCCAAAAAGAUAUGAUUUUACAAGGAGGAUUUGAUUUAGCUAAAUUACAACAAUUUUUUGAUAUUUCAACAUUACCUAUUAUAUCCUAUUUUAUGGACCCAUCUAAGCUUAGUGUUUAUUCAAAUAAACAGUAUACUUCUUCUUUUGUUUUUGAAAGAAACAAAGACAUUAUAUUUAACCCAUUCUUUAAUGAGUUUAUUUCUACUUCUUAUUCACUUGCACCAUUAACUGAUAAUAAAUUCUAUUAUACAGAAAAUGGAGUUCCACAAUUUCAAUUAUCAUAUAUGGAUAAUAUGCGUUAUUCUGAUGAAACUGAAAAAUUAGUUUAUAGUGCAAAAUCUAAUUUAACUAUUCAAUCAUGGAUGUAUCGAGUUGCUUUACCUUUGUUUCAACCUAUUAAUGAAGAUAUCAAAAUGAUAUUGAAAAGAUCUGGUAUGAACGCAAUUAUUAUUGUUGACAAUGAAAUUAGUAAAAUUGAUUACCUCAACUUCGUCUCUAUUGCUAGAAGUAUUAGAGGUCAUCUUGGAUUAUUAUAUUGUACUAAAGGUAGUUAUUAUGAUCACCAAAUUGGUGGUGAUUCAAGAAUUCGAAUUGUUAAUUCAGAUUUUAAGAAAAUAGAUGAAGGUGUUAUUGUAGAAGACCUUAUUAAGAAAUAUACUACAAACGAUAAAAUUGGAGAUCUUAGAACAUUCAAAGAAAUUGAUGUUGAAACUAAUCCAUUAUAUGAAGUUGUUAAAAUGAUGCUUAACUCUGGACAAUAUUCUCAAAUAUUUGACAAUGAACGGAAUAAACCUUACAUUAAUAUUUUUAUGCAAGUUCUUGCAAAUAAAACAUUAUCAACAGAUGUAUAUUCAUUAUUUAAUCAAUUUAAUAACAUUGACUUUUCUUCUGAUGAUUCUGAUGUUGAUGAAAUUAUUGACUUCCUUAAAAACGAUAAAUUGUGGAAUGUUCUUGAUUCUAUUCAAUUCAAAGAUAUCCCUCAAGAACAUAUUAUUUUUAUUAGUAAUGCUCGUCGUUUAAUUCAUGACGAUUCUGCUUCUAAAACAUUAGAAACAAUAGUUAGAAGAGCAUUUAAAUCUGAAGUUGUGAAACAAUUCUUUAAAAACCAUCCGGAUUCUGAUUCAAUUUCAUCAAAUGAAGUAUUUGCCUUAUUAGAACAACCUGAAGUUAAAGUUAUCUUAGAUGAUAUCAAAGAAUUAAUAAAAACUGUUGAUGAAAAAAAAUUAUUUGAAAAACGUGAAUUAUAA